Messenger RNA from Nicotiana tabacum (common tobacco), 482 nucleotides. Its product is annotated as calcium-binding protein KRP1-like. Gene Ontology annotation, molecular function: calcium ion binding. NCBI's taxonomy places the organism in Eukaryota, Viridiplantae, Streptophyta, Magnoliopsida, Solanales, Solanaceae. The record is from RefSeq and is a predicted model, not a curated record.
UACAUCCUAAAUUUUACAUCCAACAAUAAUUUCUUCUACAUUUAAUUCUAAGAGCUAGUCCAGUUAUAUCAAUGGCUACAUUGGGACGAGACGUCGUGUUCGAGGAUUUUUUCCCUUCAAUGGUGGAAAAACUUGGAGCUGAGGGAUUCUUGAAAGAGCUAAGUAAUGGAUUUCGAAUGCUAAUGGAUGAGGAGAGGGAAGUCAUUACCUUUGAGAGUUUGAAAAAGAAUUCUGUAUUGUUGGGAUUGAAAGAUAUGAGAGAUGAUGAGGUAAUGUGCAUGUUGAGAGAAGGGGAUUUUGAUGGAGAUGGUUGUUUAAAUGAGAUGGAGUUUUGUGUGCUUAUGUUUCGUUUGAGUCCUGAUUUAAUGGACAUAUCAAGAAUUUGGUUGGAAGAAACUCUUGCCAAAUUGUAGCUGGAUUUAAUAAUUUAAUCUCUUUUGAUUCUUGUUAUAUUUUUAUAAAUCUCUCUAGCUUAUUCAUAA